AUGUCGAGCUCCGACAGUCGCUUCGUCUUUGACGUCGGCUACGACGCGGAGCUCGUCAUCUGCAUCACUUUGGAGCGGUCUAAGGUGGACACGAGCGGCAGCUCCGCAUCUGGAGGGUCGCCACAACUCCCGCGUAGGUGCAGCACGAACGUCGGACCUGGAUCCUUCCGGCCCGAGCGCAGCUUCGCCAGGAGUGCACAUUCCAUAGACACAGCCCGCUCCGCUCUGCCGGGCCUCCGCACUCUGCUUUGCCUCGCUGCCAUUCCGUUCGCUCCCCUCCCCGUCCGCGCGUUCAUCCACCACCGCGGAGGCAAGCGUGGCGCCCAAGCCGCUGGCAGGCAGCCUGGCAUGGGACCCGCAACCCGACCGAAUAAACGGACGGCAUCUCAUUCUGAUUCUCCCCCACCCCGAUUCCCCCCUCCCCCCUCUCGCGUCCUCGCGACGGCCCCCUUUCCCCACCCCCCCUCCCCACCAAACCAAACGCUCUCCACACAGGGGAACGCACAGGGAAAACCUACCGCCCGCCCCGGGUCCCCGACCGACAUGGCCGCCGCCGGUUCCUCCGCCGCCUCCCUCCAGGCUCCACUCUACCUCAACGACAAGGCGGCGGCCGUGGGCGGCGACCGGGCGGCGGGGGGCUGCGGGGUGUGCGCGAUCUGCCUCGACAAGAUCCCGCUCCAGGAGACGGCGCUCGUCAAGGGCUGCGACCACGCCUACUGUGUCACUUGUAUUCUGAGGUGGGCAUCGUACAAGCAGACACCAGUAUGCCCACAAUGCAAGCACCCGUUUGAGUUCCUCAGUGUACACCGAUCUCUUGAUGGCUGCCUUCAUGACUACAUGUUCGAUGAGAGCGUUUGUCUUCUUUUGAGAGCCACUUGGUUUAAGCCUCUGGUCGUCGAGGCUCACGAUGAGGCUCAGGAGGAAGAAGACAUUUACCGCAGUUACCAAUAUGAUGAUGGCGAUGAGGAUGACCUUUAUGAGGAAUACAUAAGCAGGUCACCGAGCAUUCGAAUUGGCAACAGGAGGUGGGGUGACAAUGGGUACGUCAGAGGGGGCAGGAGAGAGGCCAGGCCAGUAGUGAUCCCUCCUGCUGCUGAUGCUGUUCCAUCCAGGACUCCCAGGAAGAAAGAGGCAUCAGCAUCAGGUUCAGGAUCAGGUUCAGUGUCCAAGGAUGUCGCAGGACGGCGGGCAAGAAGGGCUCAGAAGCGGGAGGCUGCUGACAAGGCGGCUGCAGAGAAGCACCUCAAGCUCCUGCAGAGGUUGGGCCGUGGGAAAACACCUGAAGCGCCGCCUGAAGCACCAGAAUCACUUGAGGUUGGUCCUCCAGAGUCACUCGAGGUUGGUCCUCCAGUGAUCGGGUGAUCCAUCUGCCUCUGUAGAUAACGGUGCUGUGGGGAACGCUGCAGCCCCUGGGAGCCCCUCCAAUAAUUCUCCCGGUGCGAAGAAGAGGAAACCGGGCCUUGUAUCCUGGCAACUUUGUCGCGUUGUACAGAAAUUUAGCUUCGAGUCACUCGUUAGGUCGGUCAUCGGAGCUGCUACCCAGUCUGCUCCAGAUGCAGCGAUGUGGUCGGUCGGUUUAUCCCACACUGAUAGUUGUUUUUAAUUCAAAAAGGUCAUGUUAACUCGUUAGGGGGGCACAAAAAUUGCUUGCUGUGCUGAUUUUCCUGGCAAUGUGGCAAUUCAGGUAGGUUGUUAUAUCCAUCUACCCAAAAUGAAAAUGAAAUGGGGGAACGGAGUCUUACUGUGAA
Messenger RNA from Hordeum vulgare subsp. vulgare (domesticated barley), 1748 nucleotides. RefSeq lists its product as uncharacterized. Bases 1 to 1362 code for a protein of 453 amino acids. The record is from RefSeq and is a predicted model, not a curated record. Lineage: Eukaryota; Viridiplantae; Streptophyta; Magnoliopsida; Poales; Poaceae. The transcript has 5 exons.